Molecule: messenger RNA, 3590 nt
Organism: Cuculus canorus (common cuckoo)
Lineage: Eukaryota; Metazoa; Chordata; Aves; Cuculiformes; Cuculidae
Gene: GJD4
Product: gap junction protein delta 4
Exons: 4
Coding region: 557-1795 (412 amino acids)
Biological process (GO): cell communication
Cellular component (GO): connexin complex
Source: RefSeq, a predicted model, not a curated record
ACACCACUUUUCUCCCUUGCUGUAUCACACGCAGAGUUCUUUUUCUGCUGUUUUUCUAGUUACUGACACAAUUUCCUGACAAUAAGUGUCCAUAUUAUGUUUGUCCCUAUUACAGCACAGACUGAAAAGGAGAGAGUAACAUCCUAUGAGUAGCUGAACAGUGGGUGGAAAAUGGUAGUAGAUUAUUUUCUCCAAAGAAAUUGGUUAUGGUGGAGGUGAGGAAAGAAAAACUGACUUACUCCCAUACUUACUUUUUUCUUCAGGUACAGCACAGCCACACAAUCUUGAGGGCAUGCUGCGUAAUUGCAUCUAGCAGUCAAGGAGCGUGCACCCUGUGGGGCAUCCUGCUCUGCGAUGGCUCACUCCAUCAUUGCUGCAGAGCCUUGCUGGGCUUUCAGGUUGCUGGGCAAUCAGCCCUGGGAUCUUUUGAGUGAUAUCCAGAGCACCAAGUGGAAAGAGGCAGAAAGAACUGAUAUAUAUCAGAAUCUAAUCUGCUUUGGAAAUGCCAAAACUGUUAGGGCCUCAGGAGCUACAAGCGUUGUGAACCUCUUCAAACAUGGAACGUUGGGACUCCCUGGGAUUUUUGGUGGUCACACUCAACUAUAAUGUGACUAUUGUAGGAAAGAUCUGGCUAAUGUUUGUAAUUCUGCUGCGAAUGGCAGUGGUAGUGUUAGCAGGCUAUCCACUCUACCAAGACGAGCAGGAGCGCUUUGUCUGCAACACCCUGCAACCAGGAUGCUCCAACAUUUGCUAUGACUUGUUUUCUCCUAUAUCACACUUUAGAUUCUGGGUCAUUCAGACUGUGUCCAUCCUGCUACCUUAUGCUGCAUUCAGCAUUUAUGUUUUGCACAAGGUAGCUAUGUACAUUGUAAGAAUGCAUUACUCAGUGGAUGGAGGCAAAGGGAAUAAAGAUUUAUCAAGACCCAAAGACGUGAAGGAGCUCUGUAAAGGUGCUGUUGUCAACAGAUUAAAUUGUGGUGCAGAUAAUCUAAGUGUCCUUAAUUUUUCCAGGGCAUAUACGGUUCAUCUUUUUUUUAGGACACUACUUGAGGCUGCCUUUGCAGCUAUGCAAUAUUUUCUUUUUGGAUUUUUUGUUCCUGAUAGCUUUUCCUGCUACCAUACACCUUGUACAACCACAGUUGACUGUUAUAUCUCCCGGCCCACUGAGAAAUCCAUUAUGAUGAUUUUCAUCUGGGUAGUGAGCAGUCUAUCCUUUCUCCUUAGUCUUGCUGAUCUUGUCUGUGCUUUCCGGAGAAUGACAGCAAGAAACCAAAAGAUCAAGCUGCUGGCAAAUCUCCACUCGGAGAAUGAGAGCAUGUUAACUCUUCCCCCAGUACAGCAUGGUAGCUCUUCUCCACCUCAAAAUCAAGACUGUCUGGUAUUGAAUAGCUGCCAGACCAGCGAUGGCUCCUGUUCACUUCUCUCUGAAGAGGAAGAAGAGGCUGCUCUUCAUCCUGAAAUUGUAUUUCAACAGACUGCCAGCACUAACCUUAACAGCAACACCAACAAGCCCUAUAUAUCAGAUGAUCCUGCUCUUAAGCAAGAUAGCACUGAAGAACCCUUGUGUGCCAGUGACAGCCAAGAGACUACAUGCAGGCAAGUGAGACCCAGGCUUCAGCAAGGCUUCAUUAAAGAUACUGCCCUGACUUUGAGGCCUCAGAACAAGUCCAGCCUCGGAGUAGUUCAGAGCAACGUUUUAGGAUACCACCCUUCACCUGAGCUAAAAAACCCUGAUGCACAAUCAAAUUAUAGCAGUAAUAGUUGCUUGAGGUCAAAAAAGUCAGAAUGGGUAUAGGGCCAGUGGGCACUACCCUAUGACCCUGGCAGAACAAAUCAUUGCAUCACUGAGAAGCUUCCAGGUAUUUUCAGUUGGAUCCCUCCGCUGUGGUUAUGCUGCAGAGAUACUCCAAUAUGCUGUGUUCCUCUAAUGACAAGAAAGCAAAAAUAUUGGAUAAGAUUUUGAAGAAUAUUAUAUUGAGGGAAGUGGAAAAUGUAACACCUUUAUGAUUUUCUGAGCGUAAAUGACUUUAAAAGCUAUGGACUGUCACUGCUGUGGCUGACCCAGUUUUCCAGGAGUACGUGUGAACACUUGUUUACCAUAACCUAGUUUUAUUGCAAAAAAAUUGUUCUUAGGAAAGAUGUGACUUUUAAACACAGUUGUGCUUUGUCAGCUGUCAGAAGGUUAAUUUCUCUCCUCAUACUAAAUUCUCAAAGCCCACUCUAAGAAAGGAUAUUUAAGCAAGAAGAGUAGACAGUGAAUAAAAUAAAAAUACAUGUUUUGUAGCAACGUGUUAAUACAUUAAAAAAAAACCCCCAAACUGGAUCUUACUGAUUGAAAGCUAUACCUGUCCUAGCUAAUAAUGCCAUGGUAGUACCUUUCUCUGAUCCUGACAUCAGCUGGCACAGUCUGACCAUGUCUGAGUUAUUCAACUCCAAUCACCUCCAAAACAGGGUGGCUGCAUCCAAAUUAGCUGUUGGGAAUCGUCCUGUGCUCAAGAAAGGCUCAGGAGAUAGCUAACCGGUGUGAACCAGCAGGGUGUCAGGGAGUGCUCCAGUAGCUUGACCGUGCAGAGGACUGAGCUCCUGUGCCCAUGCCCUGGCAUUACUAACGGUGCACCAGUGGAGGUGUACUACUGACGUGUCUCCAAGAUGUAACAUGUCUCAAUCUGAAAUAGUCUCACUCAGCUUUUGUUUUGAGUAGGCAGCAUGAGUCACCUCACCAGUUUUAGGCAUCUGUGAAGGUAUGAUGACUCAUUUUCUAGAUAUACCCAUUUCUCCCACAAAGUCAUUAUCUCAGACCUGAGCUUAGGGAAAAUGGUUUCUAUCCUGAAAGAAGGAUAUUGUGGCAAUGUCUAUAUCAAAGUACUCACCCUCUUUGUCUGAGAGACUGCUAAUGCUAAUAAUUUGAAAAUCUGUGAAUCACACAAGACUUUAUUGCUGUCAUGCUUUGUACUUUCCUUCCAAGUUAAUUCUGUGGCAUUUAAUAAGUGUGGUCCAGCACUGAAGCACAGCAGUGUGUGAGAUGAAUUUGCUUUUAGGUACAAGUCAGUGGGGGUUGAAGGUUGCAUAUACCUCCAGCUCAUCAGUGGGAAGGGAUGAGGAGGAGCAUAUACUCAGAGAAAUGUACUGGUGGUAGUGUCUUACAAAACAGACUAUUCAGAGCGUGGCAAGAGCUGGUAUUUGUAGAUACUGCUUGUACCUGGAGUAGCUAUGAUGCUGUUUAGAUCCAGACACAGAUCUUAGUCUGCCACGUAACAAGUUUCUGUAAUGACUUAAUGGCUGGCUCCUCUGUGCAGAACAUCAAGGAACAACAGCUUUCACAUUCUUCCUUUUCUCUCCUACGUGUGCAGUAAUCUUUAAGACAGUUUGGCUCAUAAUGUCUGUGUAUCAUUUCUCACAUAUGCAAAGUAAAGACUAGCACUGAAUUAUUCCUCAUCUUCUGCAUCCUCUCAAAAACUAGGUAGCUUAAUGGAUGGUCAGAACUGCUCUUUGGGCCAGGAGGGCAGAAUUGACUUCUAGCAAAAUACUGCAGGAUCCUGAGGUAAAAUUCAGAAGCAUGAUUCAGAGAUCUCCUGCCCGAGUCAACAAGG